AUGACUUCAAAUCGAUAUGAAAUUAGUAAUGAAAUAUAUAUUGACAAUUUAUUAACCGAGAAUGAUAUUCCUUCAUUAGUUAAAUAUUUAAAUAAUCCUACAAUAUACGCCAAUACAUCGCAUAUACCUCAACCAUAUACAAUAAAAGAUGGAGAAAACUUUCUUAGUGCAAUAAAAUCGAAUUUAGAACCGACCCUAUUUUUUAAUAUUCGUUUAAAUGAAACGGAUGAAAUGAUAGGUGGAUGUGGUCUUCAAAGUUUGAUUAAAAAUGAUAGGAUAGCAGAAAUUGGUUAUUGGUUAGGUGAACCAUAUUGGGGUCGUGUUUUUAUGUCUAAAGUAAUAGGAAAAGUCAUUGAAAUAGGUCAAAUUCAAUGGAAAAAUUUAGUUCGUAUUGAAGCACAAAUAUUUACUUGGAAUAAUGGAUCAAGACGAGUUGUAGAAAAAUGUCAUUUUGCUUAUGAAGGUCUUUUACGUCCUCGUUGUGGUAAUAUGCUAUUUGUAGAAGAAGGUGAUCGAUGCAAUCGAUUAGCAUGUAACACAUGUCCAUAUAUAUGUGAUCUUGUAACUAAAAUAACUGAACGACAAUAUACACGUUUAAAACCAGUUGAUGAUGUUCUUGGUGGUACAGCAGCAUGGGAAAAUGUUGAUAAAACAGAAGUAACAUGUCCAAAAUGUGCUUAUACAAAAGCAUAUUUUAUGCAAUUACAAACGCGUUCAGCUGAUGAACCUAUGACAACAUUUUAUAAAUGUGUACAAUGUGGUCAUCGUUGGAAUGAUUAA
Messenger RNA from Adineta steineri, 780 nucleotides. The record is from the annotation of a GenBank genome assembly. NCBI's taxonomy places the organism in Eukaryota, Metazoa, Rotifera, Eurotatoria, Adinetida, Adinetidae.